Molecule: messenger RNA, 741 nt
Organism: Exophiala mesophila
Lineage: Eukaryota; Fungi; Ascomycota; Eurotiomycetes; Chaetothyriales; Herpotrichiellaceae
Exons: 5
Coding region: 181-699 (172 amino acids)
Molecular function (GO): fatty acyl-CoA hydrolase activity
Source: RefSeq, a predicted model, not a curated record
UUGAAGAUGAUCCAUAUUCUUCCAAACCUUGUGGUAAAUUGCGGUUAGAGCUGCAAGAAGUUCUUCUGGAACCUUUGAGACAUAAGUGAAGGCUUGCUCUAACUCACCUUGCUCCAACACAGAUUCUCCAGCGUCGGAGCUCCACCAGAGAGAGAAGUCCACCAAAUCCCGUGGGUCGCGAUGGCAGCAUUGAAGUUUGUCCGCUCCGUUUGGGAGUCAUUCCGAACGACUUCAGGAGUAGAACCUAGAUUAAUCGAUACGAUGCGGAUAACGGCAGCGGAGCCUGGCAAAGUUAACUUUGAGCUCCCCAUCGAGAAGCAACAUACCAACCGGCUGGGAAUACUACACGGAGCAACCCUGGCUACAAUGGUAGAUACCAGUGGCUCUCUCGCGGUCGCGUCGCGCGGUCUCUACGCUACAGGGGUAUCAACCGAUUUGAACGUGACUUAUUUGAAUUCUGGCGGCAAGAUCGGAGAUCUUGUCAAGGGAGAAGUCAUCUGUGAUAAGUUCGGCAAGACCUUGGCAUAUACAACAGUUAAAUUCAUGAAUCAGAAGGGCGACAUUGUGGCUCGUGGCAGUCAUACAAAGUUCGUGGCGGCCGCAUGGAAGGAUGAAAAGAAUAUUGUGGAUGAGUUGAAGCCCGCAGUCAGCGAAUCCAAGGUAUCAGAGGCGACCCGAACGACCUUGUCAGGGAAGUAGUGUAUAUCAAUAACUCCUAGACAUAAUAAACUGUACCCUCAA